CGUGACUGAAUGCAAAGGGGGGCGGAGUCCAGGCACCAGGACGCUGCCUGGUCGCAUAGCAACGGCUCAGCACGGAAACAUGAACACUGCGGGUAACCGGGAGCUUCAGGCCAAGGAAUAUUUAGAAAAACAUCGAAUAAUGGAGCUGCUGAGCCAACUCACUAGCUUCCUCCUCUUUGUCCGACCAAAAAAACCGAGAGAGUAUUUGAUCUCUCUUCUGGAACGGCUGAAAAUCGCCAAGGUAACAGGCGUGUCGUUUCCCUUCUUCAUGGACAACUCUAACAUUGUGUCAAUGUUUGAGAUGAUGGACUCAUCUGGCAGAGGCUGCAUAUCAUUUGUGCAGUAUAAAGAAGCUCUAAAAAACUUGGGUCUAUGUACUGCAGAUGAAGUUUUGAAUGAUGAUGGACGUAGAAUAACUUUGGAUAAAUUCAGAGAUGAAGUUGUUGAACCAGUUUGCCCUCAAGUUGAGUAGAAUUUCAACAUAUUUCUGAGCCAGUUUGUAAAUUCCAACUUCAUUUAAGGCUGCUGUGGCAGGAAGGCGCUCAGAAGCUGACUGCAGGACAUCUUUCAGGAGUAAUGCAGAGCCCGUGUUCAAAUUCAGAACGAUGCAGGCUGCUUUUACACUGUUUAGGAAGACAAGAAGAAAGAAGAGGAGAGAUCACUAUGCAUAAUGUACAUUUUAAAGCAACAAAUUUUUGACAAAUGUUCUCAUGUUUAUAACUAUACUUAAUAUUAAAUACUUAAUAAUUAUAACCAAAAUUAAUGUUAAAUUUAUGAGAAAACUAAUUUUCCUCUGGUCUGGGCUAUUGUUAGGCACUAAACCUAGCUGUGAUUUCUUGUUUUCUGUGAGUGGCAGAAUUAUACCUGCAUUCAUUUUCUAUUUACUCUCCUAGUAAUAAGCAAGUAGCAUUGAGCCAGAUGCUAGGAAGCAUGUCUAACAUAUAGUUUAUACCUGGUUCUGGUCAGUUUUCUGGAUCACACCUAUUGUUUUGGUUUCCCUAUUAUGUUUUGAAAAUAUAAUACCUUCACAAUGAAUGUU
This is a messenger RNA of Peromyscus californicus insignis, 1039 nucleotides long. It is a transcript of the gene Efcab10, whose product is annotated as EF-hand calcium binding domain 10. The record is from RefSeq and is a predicted model, not a curated record. The transcript is spliced from 4 exons. Gene Ontology annotation, molecular function: calcium ion binding. Lineage: Eukaryota; Metazoa; Chordata; Mammalia; Rodentia; Cricetidae. Bases 80 to 472 code for a protein of 130 amino acids.